This is a messenger RNA of Aspergillus affinis, 1116 nucleotides long. RefSeq lists its product as uncharacterized. Lineage: Eukaryota; Fungi; Ascomycota; Eurotiomycetes; Eurotiales; Aspergillaceae. The coding region runs from base 1 to 1116 and encodes 371 amino acids. Gene Ontology annotation, cellular component: nucleus. Gene Ontology annotation, molecular function: DNA binding; zinc ion binding. The transcript has a single exon. The record is from RefSeq and is a predicted model, not a curated record.
AUGGAUGAGACGGGUUUUCAAAUGGGGGUUGCCUCUACUGCAAAGGUUGUAUGCGGCGCAGAAUCACGAGAAAGCAAUGCAAGAUCAGUGCAACCAGGCAAUCAAGAAUGGGUCACGGCGAUUAUCACGAUCAGCGCCGCAGGCGUCGUUUUACCUCCACAAAUCAUCUUCGCAGGUAAAAUGCAGCAACAGAAGUGGUAUGAAGAUAUUCCCGAAGACUAUCGGGUCAGAGUGAGCGAGAAUGGAUGGACGAAUGAUAAACUCGGGUUUGAAUGGCUUCAAUUUUUCGAUAAUUUCACUUCUUCAAAAACGGCCGGUCAAUAUCGCCUUUUACUGCUUGACGGCCACGGGUCCCAUUCAACGCUUGAAUUCGAUCAACUUUGCAAAGAGAAAGACAUCAUUCCUUUAUACAUGCCGCCUUAUUCUUCUCACAAAUUGCAACCGCUUGAUGUGGGCUGUUUUUCGCCGCUAAAAAGCUACUACGGCCGGCGAAUUAGCGACGCUAUACAGAACGGUAUAGAACAUAUCGAUAAAAGCGAUUUUAUUAAUCACUUCAAGCGUAUAUACAGUAAGGCCUUCUCUGCGAGCAAUAUAACAAGCAGUUUCGCCUCUACAGGCCUCAUCCCGUACGAUCCAGAUAAAGUGCUUUCAAAACUGAAGCCUUUACGAUCUUCAACGCCUCCUCCACCUUCAACUUCAUCGGCCAACCAGUCCAUGUAUCUCGGUAAAACGCCCGUGAAUUUAUAUCAACUAAAUCAUCAAAAAGCGGAGAUUCAAUCGUUGCAAGAAUCGGGAUUAUCAUCGCUUAUUGUGGACCAAGCGCUUGAGAAGGUGUAUAAAGGCACGGAGAUGGCCAUGCAGAACGCCGCCCUACUUCAACAAGAAAUACGCCAGCUUCGCGCGGUAGAACAGUAUAAAAAAGGCAAUAAAAAGGCCUCACGACGAUAUCUUCAAGAAGGAGGCACUUUGGCCAGUCAAGAGGGGCGGGAAAUUGCGAAUGAAAAGGCCGCUGAAGAGGCGAGAAAACGAGCUGCUCAAGGGCCUACAACACGUUGGCCAUCGCGCUGUAGUAACUGCAAUCAGGAGGGUCACAAUCGUUUUAAAUGUCCUGCCUAA